AUGGUAAAUUUUCAAAAUUGUGAGAAAAAGGAUUUUUUUGAAACGCGACAGAAAAAUUUAUAAUUUUGGUAUAUAAAUGGAUUAUUUAGAAAUAGGGUAAAUGAUUAAGAGUAUUUAUGGAGAAUAUUAUAUGAAAAUUGAUGAUGAUUUUAAACUAAAGAGAGAAAUCUUUGCAAUUGAGCUGAGAAAACAUAAAAGGUAUGAAAAUCAUAUGAAGUUUGCAAGAAUUACAUAUAAAUCGCCAAAGAAAUCUCAAAAAAAUUCGGAAAAAAGGGUGGGAAUAGAAAAUAUUUGAAAAAAUCCUUGUUUAUUAGAAUUCCAUUUGUCAAGCUUACUCCUUCCCUCUUCAUGGGUGAGAAAAACUAUUGGAAAUCCCUAUUUUUUGGGGAGAGCCAAAGCAAAACAUUAUUUUUUCUGCAUAAAAUAAUGACUAUAUAAUGAAAUAUCUUGCUAUUUCUAUUGAAUUUUAACAGUUAGCAUUAUAAAUCAUAUAUUUUAUAAAUUUUAAAUUAAUCAUUGGUAAAAAUAUCACUUUGGAUAGAGCAAAAUUUUUUUAUUUGCUAAUGGAGGGAAAAAAUUAGCGAAUAUGGUAUGGGAAGACAAUGAUGCAGCGAUUACGAUUUGUAAUGGAAAUUUCUUACCAUUUAUUGUCUCUUAUAUUGAUAAUAAAUAUCAAGAAAGCACCAUUACUGACGCUGCAAAAUGCCUAUGCAAAAUUUCUGCACUUGAGCAUAAAUAUGUAAAAUGCUUAUUCCCUCUCCUUGAGCGAACAAAACCAUUAGAAAAAUCCCUAGUUUUCGGUAAAACCCAUCUUCCAUGAGCGAUAAUCAGUAUAGUGAAAUCUCUAGCUAAUUCUGUUUAAUUUAAACAGCUUGCAUUUUAAAAAACAUAAAUUUUUCAAUUAAAGUAAUUCGCUUUCCAGAAAAUGGAUUUUUUAAAUUAAUUUUUUCGCCUAUGGAGGAGGGGAAGUUAAUAAAAUAUGGAGCCCACAAAAAAUUUGUCGGGAUUCUUGACAAAACAAGACCAAAAUCAAAUGAAUUUUGUAUUUGAGCGCUUGGAAAUAUUUCAGCAGACUGUACUAAAUAUCGAGACAAAAUAUUAAGCUUGAACAUAGUCUUCAAACUAAUAAAUCUAAUGUUGGAAAAUCCUGGAAUCGACACAAUUGCUUUAAUUUCAUGAACUUUUUCAAAAUUAACUCGAGAAAAGCCUGCCAUUUCGGCAUCAACAAUUAACUCCUUACUAGGAGCUUGUAAUGAAUUACUGAAAUAUCCUUAUAGAUCUAUAAAAAAAGACACAUUGUUUGCAAUUUCCUAUAUUUCUGAGUAUGAUGAAAUAGAUACAAUAUUUUCAACUGGAAUUAUUUCCAAAAUUUUUAACUACCUUAUAGAUAAUGACGAAUUUUUAUUAUUACCUUCAAUCAGAAUUAUUGGAAAUUUAUACUGCCUUUGGCUGAAAAUAGGACUAUAGCAUUUACUGUAUAAUAUUAUUGAAAUUAGUGAAAUGCAGAAUAAUAUCAAAACAGUGCAGCUUGUAUACACAAAGUUUAUUAGAGAAAGGGAUACUUGAUUAUCUUUGUUUCUCAGCAAAAUCUUCAGUAUCAGCUGUGAGGAAAGAAAUACAAUGAACACUAUGCAAUAUUGCUGCAGGUACUCAAUCACAGGUAAAAAGGCUAAUUGAGCAUAGAAUAAUAUGGAUUUCCAUAGAGUGCUUGGGUGAUUUUGACACAAAAACAAGAAUUGAGGCAAGCUAUAUUUUUGGAAAUAUCGCAAAGUCUGGGAAUAUCACAAAUAUAAAAUUUUUAGUAGAUAAAGGAAUUUUAGGGUAUAUAAAACGGUUCCUUCACACGAGGUCUACUCCAUAAAGACUAUUUUUUUUUGGCCUACUUUUUUGGCCUAAUUUUUUUGGCCUAUCUUUUUUUAGCCUAUUUUUUUUUAGCCUAUUUGGCCCUUUUUUUUUGACCUAUUUUUUUUUGACUUUUUUUUAGCCAUUUUUUUAGCUAUUUUUCACUAAUAUUUGGGCCUAAUUUCAUACUAAUGAUUUUAAUAUAAUUUUUAAUGUGUUUUAAACGAUUUUAUCAACAUAAAAUACACCUUUAACAGAUCUCUUACUCCAUGAAUGCUAAUUCAUUGCUUUUUAAAUUUCGAGAAUUUUAAAUUUAAUUAGGAUUUUUCCACUUAAUUUACUCAAUAUUAAUCGUGUAAGGAAAUACAUCCGUUAUCCAAUAAUUAUUUAGUUCUCUCAGCAGCUUCAUGAAUUAUCCUCGACAGAAAAAAUAGACCAAAAAAAAAUAGGCAAAAAAAAAUAGGUCAAAAAAGAUAGGCCAAAAAAAAAAAUAGGCCAAAAAAAAAUAGGCCAAAAAAAAAUAGGCCAAAAAAAAAAAUAGGCCAAAAAUAAUUAGGCCAAAAAAAAAUAGGCCAAAAAAAAAUAGGCCAAAAGAAAAUAUUCGUUAUGAAAUAGGCCAAAAAAAUUAGGCCAAAAAAAAUAGGCCAAAAAAAAAUAGGCCAAAAAAAAAUAGUCGUUAUGGAGUAGACCUCGUGUGAAGACACGAUAUAAAAACAAAAUUUGAGGCAUAGCGAAUAUGAAUAUUUAGUGAAUUUAUUAGAAUUCUGUUCAGCGUACUUAAUGAUAGAAGACAGGAACUUCAAUUUUCACUACUAUGGUGAUGAAAAUUAUAAAGAGAUGAACAAAUCUGGGUGCUUAGAAGAAAUAGAAAAUCUCAUUAUGAGUAAAAAUCAAAAGGUGCAUGAGCUUUCUUCAAAUAUUCUUCAAGCAAUAUGCAUAUAUGAAGAAGAUACUCAAUUUUGCUGUUAA
Molecule: messenger RNA, 2811 nt
Organism: Blepharisma stoltei
Lineage: Eukaryota; Ciliophora; Heterotrichea; Heterotrichida; Blepharismidae
Source: the annotation of a GenBank genome assembly